Molecule: messenger RNA, 594 nt
Organism: Phyllotreta striolata
Lineage: Eukaryota; Metazoa; Arthropoda; Insecta; Coleoptera; Chrysomelidae
Source: the annotation of a GenBank genome assembly
CAUGAAGUGCCAUUCUAUACUGUUAGUUUCCAUUAUAAAACGAUACGUAAACAAAACCAUUCUGUUCACUCGCAUGGAUUUCGUGCUUGGUGUGGCCUCGCUUUUCGAAUAAACAAAAAUAUUUAGGCUUUCAACCAUUCAUUUUUGAACUACUUGAAUGAAACGUAGUGAAAAGAGAUCUACUCAUAAGAAAUGCAUCAAGAAAGAAUGGAUAUUAGAUGGAUUUUCCUGAUGAAAUUGAUUCUUAAAAUUGGUGGAGGAGAAAUGAAGACAUCAGGUAGGUGAACUUUUGAGCAAAUUGGCCGGUUAGGAGCUCCGCAAUUAAGAAAUUUCGAUGGGCGAAAAGGAAGAAAACGAAAAAAUAAUGAAACGAUGAUGCCGUUCGUCAGCGCCUUGGGUGGCCGACAGGAUAGAGGACUGUACGUUCAACAUUCAGUUAAAAACUGGUCGAUGCCUAUAAAUUUCUCGGAAACUCCGAAUAGGGAAGUCGAAGACGAAAGGGCGGGAACGACUUUGAUCUCCGAUGAUGGAGAAGUCAGAUAUUCGAAAAGGGAGGAAAAUGGUUGGUUUUCCGAGAAAAUUCACGGUUACUAA